AAGAACUCAUAGCGCAUACGUUUAUAAGCUUUAGCUGGCCAUAGCAAGCGAAUAAAGGGCCUUAGUUUGACUACAGCCGUUUUUCAUUGAGGCAAAAUGCCUCGUUAUGCACAGCUAGUGAUGGGCCCGGCGGGGAGCGGGAAGAGUACCUACUGCUCCACUAUGGUCCAGCAUUCAGAGGCCCUAAACCGCUCUGUUCAGGUGGUCAAUCUGGACCCGGCAGCUGAACAUUUUGAUUACCCUGUCAUGGCAGACAUUCGUGAGCUCAUCCAGGUGGAUGACGUGAUGGAGGACGAUUCUCUCAGAUUUGGCCCUAAUGGAGGCCUGGUCUUCUGCAUGGAAUACUUUGCCAACAACUUUGACUGGCUGGAGGAAAGCUUGGGUCAUGUAGAAGAUGACUACAUAUUGUUUGACUGUCCAGGUCAGAUUGAACUUUACACACACCUUCCUGUAAUGAGGCAGCUGGUGGAGCAGCUCCAGCAGUGGGAGUUUCGGGUGUGUGGGGUCUUUCUUGUUGACUCCCAGUUCAUGGUGGAGUCUUUUAAGUUCAUCUCAGGAGUCAUGGCUGCCCUGAGUGCCAUGGUGUCAUUAGAGAUUCCUCAAGUAAACAUAAUGACCAAAAUGGACCUGCUCAGUCCCAAAGCCAAGAAGGAAAUUGAAAAGUAUCUGGACCCAGAUAUGUACUCAAUGAUGGAAGAUAACUCUGAUACCAUCAGAAGCACAAAGUUCAAGAAGCUGACUCAAGCCAUCUGUGGUCUGAUUGAUGACUACAGUAUGGUGAGAUUCCUGCCAUUUGACCGCACAGAUGAGGAAGGUAUUAACAUAGUACUACAACACAUUGACUUCUCUAUACAGUAUGGAGAAGACUUGGAGUUCAAGGAGCCGAAGGAUGUUGAGGAAGAGCCCGCUAAUCUAAAUUAUGAUGAGCUUUUUCAAGGCAAAGUGGACAGCUGAACAGUGAUGUGACUCCAGAGAUUCUGUGGAAAAAAGAGACUUUUUAAGUGAAACAGAAAGCAACUCGGAGGCUGAUGAAAAAGCAUUCUGCAUCAUAUCAAGCCCAAGUGGAGAAUGGCAUGUGACUGCAAAGACACUGAGAAAGGGACAUGCGGAAAAAGACUGAGCCUGAAGAUCAUGAAUACCUUGUGUCAUUUAUGUUUAGAAGGUUUUCUUACUGCAAGCCACUUGAACGUGAUUUAAAUCCAUUCAUGUAUUUUAUUUUAGGACAAUGCUUAAGUUUAAAGAGUUGUUAUUAAAUACAUUUAUAUUUUUAAAUAAAGUAUAUUCAACAAAAUAUAC
Molecule: messenger RNA, 1296 nt
Organism: Toxotes jaculatrix (banded archerfish)
Lineage: Eukaryota; Metazoa; Chordata; Actinopteri; Toxotidae
Gene: gpn3
Product: GPN-loop GTPase 3
Exons: 8
Coding region: 97-954 (285 amino acids)
Molecular function (GO): GTPase activity
Source: RefSeq, a predicted model, not a curated record